CGCUCCCGCCCCGCCCCGGCGCGGCCCGGCCCGGCCGGCACUCGGCGCCCGCCAUGGCGGGGCUGGGGCCGGCCGGAGAGCCGCGGCCGCUGCUGGUGAAAAUCGUGAUGGCCGGAGAGUCCUGCGUGGGAAAGACCUCCAUCGUGCGCAGGUACACGGAGCCCGGCUCGCCUCCCGCCGGCUCUCCCGCCACUUCGUACAUGGCCACGAUCGGCAUUGAUUUUAAAGUAAAGACAGUAAUGUUUAAUGAUACAAGAGUGAAACUUCAAAUAUGGGAUACUGCUGGCCAGGAGCGGUUCCAUACACUUAGUACCAGCUAUUUCCGUGGUGCACAAGGCUUUGUUCUCGUAUAUGACAUCACAAAUCUGAAGAGUUUUCAAAGUAUAACAAUCUGGAUAAAUGACAUAUAUGAGAAAGCAGGUGAUGAAGUGGACGUAAUACUGUUGGGCAACAAGUGUGAUAAGGAGUCAGAACGGGUAGUUCCAAAACAGAAAGGAGAAAAGCUUGCUUGGGAAUAUGGAAUGCCAUUUUUUGAGACCAGUGCUAAAGAAAACGUGAACAUUGAGCACGCAUUCUCAGUCUUGACUAAGGAAAUCCUGGAAAAGAGUGUGCACACUGUGAAGAUGCCACAUGAUGAUGGAAUCAGUGGAGCUUUUAUGUUCAGCAAUCAAAUGUUUUAUCCAAGGUUCAUAGCUGUUUGUUUGGUUGAUAUACACUAGUGCUUUUUAAGUUAUCAGGGCCUAAAGAUUUGAGUUAAUUAGUGGUAGAAUCAAUAUUGUAUCUGUCAGAAUCAGCAUCUCUCUAGCUUGAGUGUGUUGGCUUAAAGGUCCUUGCUCCUCAAAGUUGCAAUUCUUUUGUAGGACUGAAUUAUUGUUCAUUAGCUCUGAAAAUGUUUUGCAUUGCAAUUUAUUUUUAAGCAGCAGAAUAUUAUUUUAGACUUUAAUAGAUGAUCUUCAUGCAAUGUAUUAUCACUGCCAUUCAUCACCAAUAUUAGUUCUACAAAACUAACCUUCCACUCCAAAUACUUUUCAAGUCAUAAUAAAGAUAAAAGAGCAAAAUUACUGACAAAGUCACAAGUAGCAGUGUUUUGAUUAAGUAGCCAUAGGGGAUGGUCAGAAUAACAGCUCAGAGUUAGACUGCUUCUAAAUCAGGGUCCUGUCAUGCUACAUAGUAACACAAGUUGUAUUUGGUUAUUUUGGGGGAGGAAAAAAAAAAGGCAAAAAAAUCUUUUGGUUACUUUGACAUGAAAGUGAAGCUCAGCAACUGAACAGUCAAAUAUUGUUUAGAGCAGGAGGAUAAUGGCAGGCCCUUGAGUUACUGAGCUUGUUGGAAAAAAGUCUCAAGUAAAAUAACUCUGAUUUUGUUGUAAAUGAAAAAAACAUUGUCUACUGUAAAUAGAGAAUAUAUUGUUAAUAUGAAACAUGAAAACUACAAAACAAUAGCUAUGAUCAUAACUGCUGCAAAGACAAAUAUGUGUGAAGGGAGCAUUUCUGCAGAGUGUGUUUGGAUGAUAUCUAAGAGAAUUCUCUGCACAUGCAGAAAUGAUGUUUGGGUAUUUUUUGCAUUAAGAUUGCCUACACUUACUUUAUGGUAAGUGAAAACUUCAGUGUUACUACUCAUCUUCAUAAAAAUUCAUGGGGUUUGUAGUGUGGACAUGGCAAAAAAAUUCAGACCACGUUGAACACGUUACACUACUGCUUGGUUUUAAUUAGAGCUGCUUUGAACAGUUUUAUGCUCUGCAUGUAUGUGUGUUUGGAAAAUGUGCCCAUGAGAAUUUGUCAUAUUUGUCUAUAGUAACAUUUCACCUUAGCUAAAAAUAUUUGGAAUCCUGAUGAGGCAUCAUGUAUCAUUACUUUGGUGUAUAAUUAGCCAUUUUUAGUAAAAUGCAUUUGUUGAUUUAAACAAGAACCCCUUUAGCCCGAUUGGUUUUACCACUGGCCUGAUAAGAAAGAGUUUGCUGGGAAAAAAAAAUCUACUAUACAGUUUCAUCAUGGUUUUCAGGUUCGACAAAAUAAUUUGCCUGUUCACAAAACUGUGAAAUCUGAAUGUACUACUUGAAUUUUAACUUCCUCUAACUGAUGAAAUUUUGGAGAAUGGAAAAUGCAGUAGCAAGUGUGACUAGUAGCUGUGAAAAAUGACAUGAUAGAUGCCAGUCUGAGAUAAUUUCAGUCAUACAUCCAUUUGGUAGUGGUGAAAUACGUAUUUGCUGAUGGUAAAAAGGAGAUACAGCUUUGCACAGUGUUUUGGCCCAAGGCACCUAUGCCUGGGGAUGUCAGGCCUCCCUGCCCUCUGCAAUGGACCAUCUGUCCCAAACUGAUGAGAUGCUUCAGUGGAAGCACAUCAUUGCUUUCCCAGUCCCACAGAAGAAAGGAACUCCCUAGGACAGUCUAUUAUGGCCACGCUUUUGGGGAGUGCGUGAAGCUUACUCAGAGAUAAGAUAAAUAAGCAGGGUGGGCUGGCAGGCAGUAGACCAUUCUCAGAUGCAUUGCAGUAGUCUGUGUUAAUCUGAGGAAAUCUAGGACUUUUUAUGUACAUCCUUGCUUGCCCUCUACUGUGGACAUGUCCUUAGUAACUUCAUUCACACAAAGCACUCCUGUAGAUGGGGAAGAUUGAUGUCCAAAGUUAUAGAGCUCAUACAGAAGUACUAAACUUCUUGACUCUCAAAAUUUAGAACAGGUUGUGGUUCAGUGGUGGGUUAGGGAAAAAACCAUAUUAAAGACAUUUAAACAGCGCAAAACAAAAGUGUUUCAGUGUAUUGUCACUAUUUUGUACUGCAUUUUCCCAUCUCUUUUUGCAGUUUGUCUUGUAGUGGGCUUAAGGGAGAGAGAAGAGUUCUGUAUCCCAGUGAUCUGGAUAACUAAAGUGCUGCUUGACCUUUCAGAUACUUUUUAUCUCAGCCAUUCCAUGCUGGGUCUUGGUCCUGCAGCUCUAAUUUACAUGGGCAGUCUCAUGAAAACCAUCAGAUUUUUUUUUGAGGGUUUUUUUUUUUUUUGCUUACAUUGGUAACAGCUGAGGAGUCAUGCCAUAAUCCUGAGAACUCACAAUUUUCAAACCAAUCAGUUAGUAAUAACUGAAUGCAGAGGAGUUUUAACUUCCUCUGACUGACGAGUUUUUGGAGAAGGGCAAUAAUAACCAAUUUGAUUGUAUUUGAAAGGCUGCAGUGGAAAUAAAUGUUAAUGAUCUAGAUUAUUCCAGGAGUUUGCUUAGACAUGUUGACAAAUAAGAGUAUUUUAUUUAUUCACAAGUCUCAUGAAUCUCAGAUAUGCCUAAACCUGUUCAUUAAUAGAUGACAGCUGUUCUUUAACAAUGCUUCUGGUUGCCAGUGAACUAUUUGAACUUGUGAGUCAGUCUUCUAAAGACAACCAAAACCAAAAAAAUACCACCCAGAAUGCAGUUAGCAUUUUCUCUUUUGUGUUCUUUGGUUUCAUGCCUGGCAAGCAGUAGUGUCCUCAAGUAGGUUUUCAAAAAAAUAUUACAAGCCUUUGUAUAUGUCCUUUUGGGUGUGAUUGUUGGUAUUUUUCUAAACUAGGAUCGAGAGACAACCUGUUAAAAACCAAAAAGAAGAAUGAAGUUACCACCUUUUUCUGAAAACUGCAAUAAAACUAACAAAAACUUA
Molecule: messenger RNA, 3616 nt
Organism: Haemorhous mexicanus (house finch)
Lineage: Eukaryota; Metazoa; Chordata; Aves; Passeriformes; Fringillidae
Product: ras-related protein Rab-10-like
Exons: 6
Coding region: 54-719 (221 amino acids)
Biological process (GO): cellular response to insulin stimulus
Cellular component (GO): insulin-responsive compartment; Golgi apparatus; recycling endosome
Molecular function (GO): GTP binding; GTPase activity
Source: RefSeq, a predicted model, not a curated record